Teleopsis dalmanni is the source of this 959-nucleotide messenger RNA. RefSeq lists its product as uncharacterized. The record is from RefSeq and is a predicted model, not a curated record. Bases 378 to 911 code for a protein of 177 amino acids. The transcript is spliced from 2 exons. NCBI's taxonomy places the organism in Eukaryota, Metazoa, Arthropoda, Insecta, Diptera, Diopsidae.
AUUUUCUGUUUACUAAAUUUUAGUGAAAAUUUUUGAAGCAGACUAUGUUUCGAAAAGGGCCAUAACAGAAUUAUUUCGAUGUGUACUCGGAAUAUUUCUAGCAAAACCAUUGCCAAUCAAAUAUGAUCUGAGAUUUUGAUUUGGUUUCCUAAAUAAGCUGGAUAUAUCAUAAAAUCUAGAGACGAUAAUUUGCUCACUUAACGUAACUAAAUUGUAGCAGUAAAGUAUGUAAAUUGAUGGUCCUUAAAAAGAAAACACCAACCCUACUUUAGUGUCUCAACUACGGACUAUAGAAGUGAGAUUUUUAGUUUCACUUGCAAGCUUUAUCAAUACAAAUAUUGCUAUAUAAAUACAUCCAAAACAAUAUUACUACCAAUAUGGGCAAUUUUUUCUCACAAAUCGUUAGCUUUUUUACUGGUAAGCCCAAAGACAACAAUUUAACAAACACAACGUAUAUCUAUGCUGCUAGCAGUGAUUUGAUUAUCACCGAUGAAGGUAGUGACAGUUUAAGUGACAUAACAGAGUCUAGUAGUGGAAGUCUUAACGUCAAUCUAAGCGAAACACGAUUAGCUGUUCGAGAGUCACUUUCAACUGACAUGGCAAUGGAGGCCCCUUCAAUUCAAAAUAGAUUGGCUAUUGAUCUCUUUCGCCAUGAAGACUAUCAACAUAAUCGUAUUCAAGAUCCAGAUAGUAAUCCAGUAGACCGAAAAGCUGGUGGAGAUGCAGUUGUUCCACUAGAAGUAAUGAAUUCUGAAAUGCCGCAAACUCAACCAAAUCCAUUCGAUAAUUCUUAUGAACAAACUAUCUCAGAAUUAGAGGACAUAUAUUCUCAUCUGUCUAAUAUUGAGGCAGUCAUGAAUAAUUUCCAAAAUUUGGUUGACACAUUUCAAGAGUGGGGAAGAAAUGGCUGAAAAAUGGGUUUUAUUUAAUGAACGAGUAAAAAAAUUAUUUAAAAAUAA